AGGUUUCCAAAGCCGCCGCAGACCUGAUGGCGUACUGUGACGCCCAUAUACGGGAUGACCCACUUAUCAUGCCCGUCCCCGCCUCCGAGAACCCGUUCAGGGAGAAGAAGUUCUUCUGCAGCAUCCUCUGAUGAGCUGCCCGCACAGCAUGGCGUUUACCUGUCUUCACCUGAAGCGACUGGCCGUAGGCGUUGAGUUUGGCCAGGCGGACUCUCUGUCGCCCGGUCUGCCCCGUGGCUGACGGUUUGUUUUGGGGGGAGUCGGCUACCAAACUGACAACCCAGAGUGAGCGUGUCAUGUCUUGUUAAAUAGGUUUGUUAUUGCUUCGUUUUUAGAGAACAGCUUCAUGAGACGACAGAUUCUUCUUUUCUGUGCUAGAUCUUAACACGCCUCAGGAAACACAAACUCGCCCUUUGACCUUUUACAACUUUGAUUUUGUCUUAUUCUUCCAGUGAACAGCUGACUGAAAGCUCAGCUCCGUUUAGUGCUGCAGUGCUGACUCUGACCAGACAAGAGGAGCUCACAUUUUAAUGAUUUCCCUUUGUGCAAACAGCACGCCUGAUAAGGAGGCGGAGCCUGCACAUAAAGCAAAGCUUCAUUUAAAGAGUUAAAGUUUAGUGAGGAGACGUCCUUUCUCCUCUGCAGAGCGCCUUCUCUCCUCGUUUAUUUAAAAUCUCAGACUCUUUCCUCCUGCGGCCUUGGACGCCGUGCGGGCGCCACUCGUUAGUUUUGCGGGCAGUGAAUGGUGUGGCCUUUGACCUUAAAGCCAAA
Molecule: messenger RNA, 771 nt
Organism: Labrus bergylta (ballan wrasse)
Lineage: Eukaryota; Metazoa; Chordata; Actinopteri; Labriformes; Labridae
Source: RefSeq, a predicted model, not a curated record